AUGAGUGGUAUCAGUGAUGCUGAUUAUGCGCAUGCUCAGAAGGUAUGGAAAGACAUAAAAGUUGAAAAUAUGGGUGUUUAUCAUGAUAUCUACCUCAAGACAGACGUUCUAUUGCUUGCUGAUGUUUUUGAGACUUUUGGGGAAACAUGCUUGACAAACUAUAAACUGGAUCCUUCACAUUUUUACACAGCUCCGGGAUUAGCUUGGCAGGCCUGUUUGAAAAAGACAGAGGUUGAGCUAGACUUGUUGUCCGAUAUGGAUAUGUUCCUGUUUAUGGAGCGGGGUAUUAGGGGCGGUCUCUGUCAGGCUGUUUAUAGACACGCCAAAGCUAAUAACAAAUAUAUGGGCGCUAGAUAUAAGGUGGAUGAAGAGGACAGCUAUCUCCAGUAUCUUGAUGCAAACAAUCUGUAUGGAUGGGCUAUGAUUCAAAAAUUACCAACAGGAAUGUUCAAGUGGGUUGAUGCUAGUAAAUUUACCGCUAAACUCAUUUCAAAGUUGGCUGCGGAAAAUGGUGAAGAGGGUUACUUCCUUGAGGUUGAUGUGAUAUAUCCAAAAGAUCUACAUGAUACUCAUAACGAUCUUCCUUUCAUGCCCGAGAGGAAGGAGAUUAAUGGCGUCGAAAAGCUGACACCGUGUCUUUCAGACAGGAAGAACUAUGUCAUUCAUAUCCGUGCGCUUGAUCAAGCGUUGAAGCAUGGUCUUGUUCCUGAGAAGGUUCAUAGAGUGCUUAGAUUUAAGCAAAGAGCAUGGUUAAAGUCGUACAUAGAUUUUAACACUGAUUUGCGUAUCAAAUCAACAAAUGAGGUCGAAAAGGACUUUUUCAAGCUGAUGAACAAUUCAGUCUUUGGUAAAACUAUGGAGAAUCAACGUAGGCACAAAGACAUACGCUUGGCUACCAAGAAAGAACAAUAUGAGAAGCUGGUGAUGAAGCCCAACUUCAAGGGUGCUAUCUGUUUCUCAGAAACACUGAUGGGUGUUGAAAUGCAGAAAAUCAAAGUCGUAUUGAACAAGCCAAUCUACCUAGGACCAGCGAUCCUCCAUCUAUCGAAGUUGGUUAUGUAUGAGUUUCACUAUGAUUACAUGAGACCAAAAUAUGAUAUCGCUGGUGAUGCAGCAUUGAGAUUUGACACUUCAGGGUACGAUAAGAGAGAUGGCAGACCUCUACCAUUAGGUUUGAAUAAAAAGAUCAUUGGUCUGAUGAAGGAUGAGUUAGGUGGCAAGGUAAUGACGGAGUUUGUCGCUCUAAGACCGAAGAAUUAUGCGUAUAAACAGCUAGACGAAAAGAAGACAAGAAGUGCAAGGGAGUCAAGAAAUGAUGACAAAAUAAUCAUCGUUGAUGGUAUUUCUACAUACGCUAGGGGCCAUUAUAGACACAUAGAGGAAUAG
Messenger RNA from Hydractinia symbiolongicarpus, 1386 nucleotides. RefSeq lists its product as uncharacterized. The transcript is spliced from 3 exons. The coding region runs from base 1 to 1386 and encodes 461 amino acids. NCBI's taxonomy places the organism in Eukaryota, Metazoa, Cnidaria, Hydrozoa, Anthoathecata, Hydractiniidae. Gene Ontology annotation, biological process: DNA replication. The record is from RefSeq and is a predicted model, not a curated record. Gene Ontology annotation, molecular function: DNA binding; nucleotide binding; DNA-directed DNA polymerase activity.